AUGAUAAUUCGAUUUAGAAGUAAGGAUGGAAUGUUCAGAAUAAGCACGGAGCCUAAAGAUGACUUUCUUAAUUUGUUAGGAGAAUUAGUGAAAAAGCUUAAAACUAAUGAUGGUAGUAGCAUCUAUGUAAGUGAGAGCCCGGGAGCGAAGGGCCAACAAGCUAGUAGUCUUUGUGGCAAGUCCAUUGACGAACUAGGUUUGAAGAAUGGAGAUAUGCUUUUUGUCACUUAUGAAUCUGACGGUUCUAAGGAUAAUGAAAAAUCAGAUAUUAAUUCUGUGUCUGGAUCGAUAGGUAUUAGCGCAUCCUCAAUGCUUCCUCAAAAUGUCUCGAAAAUCAAACAAUUGCCUGUUGAUAAUGAGCUAGAUAAGAAGGACGGUUAUAUAAAGAGACCAAGAUCUCGAUUCUGCCGCCAUGGUGACAAAGGAAUGUGUGAAUAUUGCGCUCCUCUCCCACCUUGGGAUAAAGAGUACAGAAAAGAGCAUGGCCUCAAGCAUAUGUCAUUUCAUGCAUAUUUAGAUGAACUUAACGACCAUAAGAAUAACAAAAAUAACGCUACUUCAUAUAUAGCACCCUUGGAGAAUCUAAACUACAAUGUCAAUCUUAAUUGCCCCAGCAUGCAUGCCCCAUAUCCAAAGGGUAUCUGCUCGAAGUGUCAGCCCCCAGUUAUUACAUUGCAGCAACAACAAUUUCGUAUGGUAGAUCAUGUUGAGUUUGCGGAUUCACAACUUCUUAAUAAAUUCAUUGAUACUUGGAGGCAAACGGGUGUUCAAAGGUUUGGUAUUUUGUAUGGUACGUACGAAACUUUCGAUAAGGCUCCGUUAGGAAUCCGUGCCGUUGUUCAAGCGAUUUAUGAGCCUCCGCAAGCUGAUGAAGCGGAUGGAAUUACGCUCUUAGAAUGGGAAAAUGAAGAGCAAGUUGAUUCGGUAGCCUUUUCACUAGGAUUGUAUAAGGUUGGGGUGAUAUUUACCGACUUAACCGACUCUGGUGUUGGUGAUGGGACUGUUUUGUGCAAGAGGCAUAAAAGCACUUAUUUCCUCAGUGGGUUAGAGGUGAUGAUGGCUGCUAGAAAUCAAGUAAAAUAUCCUAACCAUACAAAUCAUGCCAAUAGCGGCUACUUCUCGUCGAAAUUUGUUACAUGUGUUGUUAGUGGGGGUCUAAAAGGAGAGAUUGAACCCCGUUCUUAUCAGGUGUCUACUAAUGCAGAAGCUCUUGUCAAAGCUGAUAUCAUCACUGCAUCAACUCAGCCUUCGAUGAUGUACAUCAACAAUACUGACAGUAAAAGAUAUGUCCCGGACAUUUUUUAUCUGAAAAUUAAUGAGUAUGGUUUAGAAGUCAAGACAAAUGCAAAGCCUGCGUUUCCAGUUGAAUAUUUGUUGGUGACGUUACUGGACUCCUUUCCAUUGGAGCCAAAGCCACUCUUUUCGUCCGAUUUCAUUAUCGAGAACAGAGACUUCAUGGGAGACGUUCAAGAUCUCAGUGCUGCCUACAAGUAUCUUAGCAAUGAUGCAUCUGGAGACGGAUCCAGGCUCAGAGAUUUCCAUUUUCUAAUUUACGUUGAACGCAUGGGCAUUUUAGAGAAACAUGAGCUCUCUUUACUUUUGAAGUUUGUGAGAGAUAAAGACUACGAGACAUAUUUACAACUCGUGGAAAGUCCUGGCUGGAUGACCUUCAUAAUUAUCCUAGAGCAAAGCUCCUAA
This is a messenger RNA of Priceomyces carsonii, 1698 nucleotides long. It is a transcript of the gene NPL4, whose product is annotated as Npl4p. Gene Ontology annotation, cellular component: nucleus. Gene Ontology annotation, biological process: ubiquitin-dependent protein catabolic process. Gene Ontology annotation, molecular function: ubiquitin binding; ubiquitin protein ligase binding. The record is from RefSeq and is a predicted model, not a curated record. NCBI's taxonomy places the organism in Eukaryota, Fungi, Ascomycota, Pichiomycetes, Serinales, Debaryomycetaceae. The transcript has a single exon. Bases 1 to 1698 code for a protein of 565 amino acids.